Messenger RNA from Plasmodium fragile, 828 nucleotides. Its product is annotated as ribosome biogenesis GTP-binding protein YsxC. The coding region runs from base 1 to 828 and encodes 275 amino acids. NCBI's taxonomy places the organism in Eukaryota, Apicomplexa, Aconoidasida, Haemosporida, Plasmodiidae. The transcript is spliced from 6 exons. Gene Ontology annotation, molecular function: GTP binding. The record is from RefSeq and is a predicted model, not a curated record.
AUGAUAAGGAAGGCCACACAGUCCCUCUUCAAGGAAGACGCACUAGCAGGAACGCCGUACUUGGCGAAGCCAUUCCUUAAUAUCAAUUUUUUAAAUGAGGAACAGCUCCCCUUUUGGCUGACUGAUGAAAAACAUAUUAAAAAGUGCAACUCCAUUUUCAACUCGAAAAUUAUUGCCUACCCAGUUUAUGUAGCCCAAACAAUUCAUAAGUAUAAGCCUUCAGCCAUCCCGCAGGUAGCCAUAUUCGGACGGUCCAACGUCGGCAAAUCGAGUUUAAUCAACGCCCUGCUAAACAAUAGGGAAGUAGCGCAGGCCUCAAAGACGCCGGGGCGUACGCGGCAUUUGUUUAUUUUCAACUUACUAAAUCACCUCUCCAUCGUGGACUUACCCGGCUAUGGGUUUGCCAAGGUUGCCAAGGACAUGCGUGACAACUGGUCCAUCCUUAUCGAGGAGUAUUUGAAGAGAGCGGUUAACUUGAAGCGCGCUCUGUGUUUGAUUGAAUGUACAGAGUUUUUCACUCCACACGAUUUUGUCUUACUGGACAUGCUAAUAACCAAAGGAGUGCCUUUUCAAAUUAUCCUUACCAAGGUGGAUAAGCUUCGGGCACACGAGCUACACAAACUUAUGUUUAAAGUCCUCUCCGUGAUUGAUAAUUACAAGAAGAAAGUAAAAUUCCUCAACGAACGCACCCACAAGGAUAAUGCCACCUACGACAUGAAAAUAAACAGCUACUUAUUUAAUGUGUCCAGUUUGAAGAAUUUUGGGGUUCAGCAGCUGAGGGCCCACUUGGGGUUAAUAGCAACUGAUAAUAUGCGCAUGAAGAAGUGA